AUGUCGACGAAUUCCAGCGAACGAACUGUCACCGCCGCCACCCUUUCCACUCCGGCCACCCCGAACACCCUAUCCACGGCACAUCACUUUGUGUCGAUGAAACUCACCACGAAAAACUACCUCUUCUGGCGCACUCAAUUGGUGCCUUUCUUGCGUGGACAAGGGCUGCUCGGAUUUGUCACCGGUGACACGCCGUGUCCUCCGGCGACAGUGAUUCCUCCGGCGACCAGUGACGCCGGCUCUGGUGGCACGACAUCCACGACCGUCGCCAAUCCAGCGCACGCCUUGUGGGAGCAGCAAGACCAAUCCAUCCUUUCGUUAUUAAUAUCCUCCAUGUCCGAUGAGGUGCUCUACCUUGCCGUCGGACGUGGAACAUCGCAUGAAGUCUGGACGUCCAUCACCGCGGCAUUAGGCUCGUCUACACGGGCAAGGUGCCUGAAUCUUUUGGCGCAGUUCCAAUCCUUGCGUCAAGGCAAUAGCACACCUGGUGAGUACCUCGGCAGAGCCCAAUUGCUCGUAGAGGACCUGGCUCUCGCUGGCAGACCUGUAUCCUUGGAUGAACAAAAUCUUUAUGUUUUCCGAGGGCUCAGGCCGGAGUUCAGGUCCAUGGCGUCGUCGCUUGCUGCAUCGGGCGCUCCAAUCUCCAUCCCGCAGUUGUCGGACUUCCUUCAAGCCCAAGAAUUCAUCUGGGCGGAUGACUUCUCGAUGCCAUCCGGCGUUCCGGCAGGCGGAUCGCACACUGCCAUGGUCGCCGGCCGUAGUUCCAAUCACCACAGUGGUGGUCCUCGACGUGGCGGUUCCGGUCGAGGUCGCGACGGGAAUGGCAGAGGACGCGGUGGCAAUGGCAGAGGACGCGGUGGUGUUUCCCGCUGUCAGAUAUGUCGAUCCCAAGGGCAUACAGCCGUUUAUUGCUACCAGCGAUACACUGGGUAG
Molecule: messenger RNA, 933 nt
Organism: Ipomoea nil (Japanese morning glory)
Lineage: Eukaryota; Viridiplantae; Streptophyta; Magnoliopsida; Solanales; Convolvulaceae
Exons: 1
Coding region: 1-933 (310 amino acids)
Source: RefSeq, a predicted model, not a curated record